AUCCAGGAAGAAAACCAAGAAAGUAGUUUCCAAACCGGCCGAGGUGCAGGGGAAGUACGUGAGGAAGGAGACCUCCCCGCUGCUGCGCAUGUGGCCUGCACCUCCAGUAAAAUCAUCUGAUCAGCUGGCUGAAUUUAUGGAAUGGAUGAAGAAAUCUUUUGUGACCAAGGAUGAAUUUAUACAGGGAUCUAAGCGUUCUUGGUCACAAUCCAGUCUGGAUUAUGAUUAUGAAGCAUCUCCAGAUUUGUUGUCGCAAGAUGAUUAUGAUAGGGACUCCAGCGCAGAAUCUGGAGAGGUCCAGGAGGAUGACAGAUCAUUUAAUUCUGAGUUGGUGGACGUCAUGUUGAAAAAUAUUUACAAGACAAUGAAGAAUAAGGAAGCUGUUCAGGAGAGCGAGCAAGAUCCCUUUUUUGAGGACAGGUCAAAGAAAGCUAGGUCCUUUUCCUGUGCAUAAGGUGGUGAAGGACAUUAUUCGUAAGGAAUGGCAGCAGCUGGAUAAAAGGGUGGGCAGCUUUAAGAGGAUUAACCGUAUGUAUCCGAUUAUCAAUGAGGAUUUUCUUACUUGGUGUAAUAUUCCUAAAGUAGACGCACCGGUGGCGGAGGUAACUACUAGAACUACAAUACCUCUUGAGGAUGGUGCUGUAUUGAAGGAUUCAAUGGAUAAGAAAAUGGAGACUGCCUUAAAGAAGUUGCAUAUUUCUACAUCCAUUUCCUUGAAGUCUGGUGUGGCUAUAGCCUCUGUGUCCAGGGCCUUGAGACUGUGGUGCUCUACUAUGCAAACAGAUGUGCAAAACAAGAUUUAUAGAGAUUAUCUUUUAAAGAAUUUAAAUAUCAUACAAAGAGCAGUGGAUUACCUCUGAAACUUCGCUUGAUGUUUUGGAGUUCUCAACUAAGUCUAUGACCUCAGGUGUUAUGGCCAGAAGGGCUCUGUGGUUUCGGUCAUGGGCAGCAGAUACCCUUUCCAAGAACAGAUUAGUUACGCUCCCUUAUGAGGGGUCACUGCUGUUUGGAAACAAGUUACAGUCUAUGAUCCAGAGGCUGUCGGGUGGUAAAUGAGUGAGAUUACCACAGGAUAAGCGUGGCAGAUAUGCAGCUUCGUCUUCAAGACGGCAAUUGAGACAAGCCAGGUCAAAUAUGUGAGAAAAGAAGGAAAAUUUCAAACAUAGCAUAAUACUGUAUCAACUGUUGGAUUUGUAUAGCAAUUCGAUACAGUGUGGGUACUUUCGAGUGUAUCCACAGCAUACGUUUACUAAAAUGGAGGCUUUACUGGACUGAUAUAUAAUGAUAUAAUGCAGACCGGUAUCCAAUUAGCUGUAGUAAUUUAAUGGGGAGAAAGUUAACGGGGCUGAUUUGAUACCGGCCUGAGUCUCCGUGAAACGCUACGCUUAUGCAUAUGCGGCACUAGCAAGAUCUUUGGACUGCUUUUUCCUACGGUUUCCUUUUUAUCUUUUUUAACUCCUUUUAAAAAAAUAAAAAUCUUUCAAUAAAAAAUAUUGAUAACAACAACGCAAAACAAGAAUACCCGAGGCCUUUGCAUGUUUGGCAGAUGUUGUGCUAUGCACACAACUUUUAUAGAAAGGAAGCUUUCCAUUACGUAGUGUACACAAAGCAGGUACCAUUUAAUUAAAACAAACAGAGCUUAAUUACAUUGUUGGCAAUGACACUUGUCGAUGAAAACUAUUUUAGCAGAAUGGAAACGGUCUCUCGUUGUUUUCUUGUAUUUUUGCGCUCUGUUUGCAAAGCCUGCACUUUACUUUUCUGCAGAAUAAGCACAUCUGCAAACAUUUAUUUCCCUGCCUUGACUGCAACCUUGGUAUUGACAUCCGUGUCAUAAAUCCUCUUCUAUUUACAUCAUCCCAUCACACAGAAACUGGGCUGAUAUCAGAGACUGUAUCAGAGAAGCCGAACAGUCCGUUAAACAAGCUGCAGAGUCUUCCUAGCACAUAAGGGUACAAUGCUAUUAUCUCCCUGGGUCCGAGUCCCCGUAUCAUCUGCAAAUCCUCUCUGGGAGGACCAGGUAUUAAUUUAGCCACUGCUCUGCUUGUGUGUAUAUUCAAACGGAAAUAAAAAAUGACUGCUAUUGCACAAGCUUGUGUGUAAGCUGGAUGUUCAGUGCUUACAUGUAUUACAUAAAAGGACCGUUCUGGUGAACCAAUGCUUCGCACAAAAGAUCUGAUGCCUUCUUUCAUCCGCCAUGGGCCCACCAUUCCACGAAGGACUGAUAUCUGCCCAGCAGAGCCUGCUCCUUCUCCGUACAGCCCUGCAGGGGACGGGGUGGCUCCACGAAACCACAGUUUUAUGCGGACUCCAGUCCAGAGACCUCCCAUGGAGAUUUUACGCAGGGAGAGUAACAGACUUUCUGCCCCCUCCUACUUAGUUCGAGGACUGGGUGACGUGCCCAGGGAAUAUGGUGGUUCUUCUCAGUCAUUUUUAACAGAAGGAAAUUCUGUUCUGGAGAAUGGGGAUACAAACCCAAGGUAUUUCUGCUCAGACCAGCACUACGAUGGACAAAGGCGAAAGCAACUCGGGGACCGUGCGCAUGAGGAGUAUAGGUUUUAUGAACAUGGGGGUGACCACGUACAGAGGAUUCUGCAUGGACAAGGCCGACAUCCUACAGGAAUAGGAAGGGUCGCAGCUACCUCAUUAGGGAACUUGACGAAUCAUAGCUCGGAAGAUAUGCCCCUUCCUGGCGGCUGGUCGGUGGACUGGACGAUAAGGGGGCGGAAGUACUACAUCGAUCACAACACCAACACUACGCAUUGGAGCCAUCCCCUGGAGAGGGAAGGACUACCCCCUGGCUGGGAACGUGUGGAGUCUGCAGAGUUUGGCGUCUAUUAUGUGGAUCACAUUAAUAAAAGAGCGCAGUACAGGCAUCCGUGUGCUCCAAGUGUUCCGCGUUAUGACCAGCCCCCUCCACUCCCACCUCCAGUAACUUAUCAGCCCAGGCAAGUGGAUAGAAGCCAACAGCUCCUGGUGCCUGCCAAUCCAUACCAUACAGCCGAGAUCCCAGACUGGCUUCAGGUGUAUGCCAGGGCCCCUGUAAAAUAUGACCACAUCUUGAAGUGGGAGCUCUUCCAGCUGGCUGAUUUGGACACGUACCAGGGCAUGCUUAAGCUACUUUUUAUGAAAGAACUGGAGAGGAUAGUAAAACUGUAUGAAGCCUACAGGCAGGCACUUAUCACUGAGGUGGAGAUGCGCAAACAGAGACAGCAGUGGUAUGCCCAGCAUAACAAGAACUUCUGAACAAUCCUUUCCUCAGGACUGGAAGAUACCCCUCUCAGUGCCUUAACUGCUAAUGCAGGCAACAGCUGUUCUAUAAUAAACCCUAGAUAUUCUCUAUAAAGGGAAUUUCACACAAAAUGACGCUUUGACUUGGCCAUUAAACACCUGAAGUAGUGAGUGACCAUUCAGCGUUCCUUCAGUUGGACCUCUCAUUGUACCAUGGAAGAACCACUACAGAUAACAUAUUUGUGUCUCUGGUCUCUGUUGGGGUGGCUUACACCGUGCUCUUAGUUCAGGAGCUUUAACUGUAGGAUUCAAACGUUAUUUCUCUUACGUCCUAGAGGAUGCUGGGGUGCAAUUUAGUACCAUGGGGUAUAGACUGGUCCACUAGGAGCCAUGGGCACGUUAAGAGUUUAAUAGUGUGGGCUGGCUCCUUCCUCUAUGCCCCUCCUACCAGACUCGGUAUAGGGGUGGGAGUAGGAACCAACUCUUGAAGUUAAUGGUUUUCUAUCUCCGCUGACAGGACACUGAGCUCCUAAAGGGGGUGCUGAUUGCAAGCCCACGAGGCAACCGCAGCACAGCCGCCACAGAGCCAGAAGAAAGAAGAGUGGUGAGUACAGCGCCGGCGACCCGGGCCGCCGGCGGGAAUGGCGGCACAAGGGUGGGAGCGCAGCUCUGACCGGCUGCGCUCCAAUGCAGGCUCAGCAACACAUGGUGCGAGCGCUCGAGGGGCGUCCUGAGCCAGCGCGGAUACCCUACACUGGUCUGUCAGCUAACGGGCUAAUCCAGCUGUUAGUCAGGCCAGUAUAAUACAAUUUGUGCGGGAAGCCGCGCGCCAUUACAGGGGGCGGGGCUUCUCAGAGCAGAUCCAGUGCCAUUUUCUCCCUGCAGAUCUGAUGAACAGAACGCUGACAGGAAGCGCUGCCCUCCACAUAACUCAAACUAUCCUCUGCAGUACCAGGGUGUUAUAGACCGGGGGGCGGGAGUGGGAGUAUGUUGGUAGUGCUAAUUGAUCUAUUAAGGUUGGUUAGUCAGCGCUGGGCUUUUAUCAUAAUAACUGCCCACAGGGGCGCUGUGUGGCCGGCUCCUUGUACUCUGUGACUC
Pseudophryne corroboree (corroboree frog) is the source of this 4326-nucleotide messenger RNA. It is a transcript of the gene SAV1, whose product is annotated as salvador family WW domain containing protein 1. Gene Ontology annotation, molecular function: protein binding; molecular adaptor activity. Gene Ontology annotation, cellular component: cytosol. The record is from RefSeq and is a predicted model, not a curated record. Lineage: Eukaryota; Metazoa; Chordata; Amphibia; Anura; Myobatrachidae. The transcript is spliced from 6 exons. Gene Ontology annotation, biological process: apoptotic process; hippo signaling; negative regulation of cell population proliferation. Bases 2155 to 3243 code for a protein of 362 amino acids.